AUGGGUUCACCACAAUUAGGAGCCAAAAAACUUCAUGCAGUCUGUGUCCCUUUCCCAUCACAAGGCCAUGUUAACCCCAUGAUGCAAUUAGCCAAGCUUCUGUACUCCAGGGGAUUCCACAUAACCAUUGUCAACACCGAGUUCAACCACCGGCGUUUGAUCCGAUCCAGAGGUUCCGACUCCGUCAAGGGACUACCGGACUUCCAGUUCGCAACCAUACCGGACGGGCUGCCACCUUCAGAUAAAGAUGCAACCCAAGAUGUUCCACCUCUCUGUGACUCCAUUAGGAAAACAUGUCGAGGCCCUUUUAAGGAGCUGGUGACUAAGCUCAAUUCCUCGUCUGAAGUGCCACAGAUUACUUGUAUAGUUUCUGAUGGUGUUACGGGAUUUGGGAGGGAAGUUGCUAAGGAGCUAGGGAUUCCGGAGGUUCAGUUUUGGACUGCUUCUGCUUGUGGCUUCAUGGCAUACUUGCAAUACAGCGAACUUGUCAAACGAGGCAUUGUUCCAUUCAAAGAUGAAAGUUUCAUGGAAGAUGGUACACUUGAUAAGCCAGUUGAUUGGAUCCCAGGCAUGAAGAAUAUGAGGCUCAAAGACAUUCCUAGCUUCAUCAGAGUCACUGACGUCAACGACGUAAUGUUCGACUUCUUGGGAUCAGAAGCACAAAACUGCUUGAAAUCCUCUGCGAUCAUCUUCAACACGUUUGACGAAUUGGAGCAUGAAGUGUUGGAAGAAAUCUCAGUCAUGUUCCCCAACAUUUACACAAUAGGUCCACUUGCUUUGCUUGGUAGGCAUGUGCCUGAGAACAAAUUGGUCAAGUCCCUCAGUUCAGGCUUAUGGAAAGAAGACGUAAAAUGCCUCAAAUGGCUUGACAAACAGAAGCCCGAUUCGGUUGUGUAUGUGAACUAUGGGAGCGUAACUAUGAUGACAGACCAACAUUUGAGAGAAUUUGCAUGGGGGCUUGCAAAUAGCAAGCACCAUUUUUUGUGGAUUGUUAGGCCUGAUGUGGUAAAAGGGGAUUCUGUUGUCUUGCCUGAAGAAUUUCUCAAGGAGAUCAAGGAUAGGGGUUACAUAGCAAGUUGGUGUCCACAAGAGCAAGUGCUAGCACAUCCAUCAGUUGGGGUCUUUUUAACACACUGUGGUUGGAAUUCUACUAUUGAAACUAUAUCAGAGGGUGUGCCUGUAAUCUGCUGGCCUUUCUUUUCUGAGCAGCAAACAAAUUGCCGUUUCGCGUGUACUGAAUGGGGAAUUGGUAUGGAGGUGAACAAUGAUGUUAAGCGCGAUGAGAUUGAAGAACUUGUCAAGGAAAUGCUGGUGGGAGAGAAAGGCAGGAAGAUGAGGCAAAUGGCAAAGGAAUGGAAGAAGAAAGUAAUGGAAGCUGCUGAUAUUGGAGGAUCAUCAUACAAUAAUUUUGAUAGAUUGAUUGAGCAAGUUUGGAUACAUGUGGCCUCAUGA
Molecule: messenger RNA, 1452 nt
Organism: Fragaria vesca subsp. vesca
Lineage: Eukaryota; Viridiplantae; Streptophyta; Magnoliopsida; Rosales; Rosaceae
Product: UDP-glycosyltransferase 85A2-like
Exons: 3
Coding region: 1-1452 (483 amino acids)
Molecular function (GO): UDP-glycosyltransferase activity
Source: RefSeq, a predicted model, not a curated record